AGCAAAUUGUGGGCAAGUUCACAACAUACACGCAGUGCAUUAAUUUGCCCGAUAUGUUUAAUGUCGCUUGGCUAUCUGGGACGCAUCAUAUUGGCGCACAAAGUUCACGUCCACCCCCGCCCCGUGAGAUAACAGAAGUUUGUCGUGUAGCUAAAAGCUCAAUACUUUUCCUUUUUUUAAAAUUUCUCGAUAUCGGUAAGUAAGAAAAUGAUUAAAAAUGAUAAUUAAUAUUUUACAUUUAUAACAAAAUCAUAAUAUAAAAAUAACAUAAAGUUAUUAAUAUUUUUUCGUGGUCACUUUUUAUUAAAUCAGAGAAUAUUUUAGGUUAAUCACAGUAUUAUGUCAAAAUCCAAUCAUUGAUUUGAAAUAAGGUGCAAAUAAAAGACUGAGGGUCGGUUGUUCCAACUUCUUGGUAAACUUACCUAUUAGAUAAAUAUAUGUUAGUCUUUAUUUAUUUAAGAAAAGAAAUGAAGAUAGACACAUGCUUGCCUGGUAGGUAAAUUUAUCAAGAAGUUGGAACAACCGGCCCUAAAUAAAGACAAACAUAUAAUAUUUACCUGAUAGGUAAAUUCACCAAGAAGUUGGAACAACCCUCUGAACCCAUUGCAUGAAGAUAACCGCAAAGCUACUGCACAUGCGCAUUAAGGGGAUGCUAAACUGCUACUCAAACUUGAUCGAGGUCGAUAAUGUAGAGUCAUUUAUGCACAUCAUUAACAAAAUUUUGUAUGUAUUUCUUUUAUAGAUUUGGAAAUCCUUUUCCAAAAUUAAAGUUUAUGUAUUAAUAUCAGCUUAUGAAUUGAAUUUCAUACCAUAAAUUUAAAAAAAUAUUCAGAUUGCUCUUUUUAGACAUGAAAUUUUCGUACUCUUUUUUAUUAGAACGCCUAUGCUCAACCUGAAAGCGUAUUGUUCCUAAAUGCUUCACUUAGGCCCAGGCUUGAUUUGUACGUACAAGGUCUAAAAUUUUUGCAUCAGACAUAUUUUGUUACGAGUCGACGCCAGAAGCCGACAAUUUUAAAAUUUUUUGUCGUUUUUCUUACAAAAUCGUUUCGGCCCGGGUUUGUUAUUAUCUAUACCACAGUAUAACUGUGUCUAUACUUUAAUUCUGGAGAAGGAUUUUUAAUUCUGUAAAUGCAAUUAAAAGAUUAGUGAGAAAUAAAAUUAUCGGUAAAACAAAACAACUAUCUUUUUUGUUCUUUUCUUACUUACUGAUAUCGAAAAAUUUUUAAAAUUAAUUAAAAAUAAACGGAAUAUGAGCGACGAUUUUCCUCCUCAAAAUCUCAUUUAGAGGCCAAAAUAAACAAAAUAUAAAAGUUACAAGAAAAAAAGAGAUGUUGCCGUUAUAAUACAUAUUUACCCCGACGGGAUUAGCGUGAUCCACGUACUCGCUUGUUCAUGAUUUGAUUCAGAAGUUCAGGUUCAGGACACCACAGGACACGUCGACACCGCUCAGCACGUCGACGUUACGACGUUACGUGAGAGACAUGUGCAUCGUCGAUCUGUGAAACAGCUGCCAUCGCAACUCUCCCGUCGGGACCAAGAUGCCAGAACGAAUCGAAAUCGGUGUUAUUCCAAGUAAUUUGAGACAUGAGGAGACUAUAGUUCAAAUAGCUGAAGCUCUAGACAAUCUAGGUGAUGCUGUCUCAUAUAUUUUUGACUGCAUUGAUAGGAGGCUUUUAGAAAACACACAAAGAUUAACCAGCAUCAAAGAGAGAGCUAGGAAGCUGGAGGACAGGUUACACUAUUUACAGACUAAUUUAAAUCUGAAAGCAGUGAAAAUGUAUUCUGCCGCUAAAUAUCCAGCUAAUCACACUUACAAGGAGUAUCAAAUGACAAUACCACCACAGCGCGAGCGUACUACUGCUAUACCGAGCAUUUACAAGUGUUCCGUGCCUAUAAAGGAUAUUCCUGAAGCAUAUUUAUCUUCUAAUUGCAAGACAGAAGAUGGCCAGUAUGCUGCGAAUAUCAGUCUCCAAGAAAAGCUUCAAUUUUAUCACGUACGAUCAAAGGCUAGCAAAAAAGAUAACCUUGAGGACUAUGUGGAGCCAUUCCCACCACAAUUAUCCUCAGUUAGCGCCCUUCUACUGUUCGACAGCAUGGAUAGUCCAUAUGAAAAAACGCCUAUACGAUCGUCGCAUCAAUUUGCCGACAAGCAACAAAUUGAGGACGCCCCGGAUUCGAUUGUACAGCCGUGGCUUUCGUCAGAAAUGGACGCGUCUUCCAGCUAUUUGUAUACCCCGACCCUUGGAGAGGUGCCUCAAAUAAAUGUACCGCUAACACUCCCAGAUCUACCAGGCAUUGUAGACGAUGAAAAAUUUGUACUCGAUCUUAACUCUCAGAGUCCUAUCGCACCGUCAUCUGCGGUCACGACGCCUACCGUUCGUUUAGAUCUACCGACGCCAAUCAGUGACGAGAGGGACUCUCAGUCGAAGGUCGAAGAAAGUGUCCCACACUUGCCUGUUCUAACUGGAACCACAUCCGCCAUGUCGUCACCUACGCCACCACCUCCACCACCUCCUAUGAUCGCCAUAAAUGCAAAUAGUGUCACGAACAACGAAAAAAUUAAUUUUCAACAAGUUACAUCUCCACCACCGCCUCCACCACCACCACCGCCGCCACCACCACCACCGCCACCAGUUGCGGAACCAACUAUGCCUGCAUCAAAUGACGAUUCAGAGAAAAGGAUCAAAACUGCUGCGAAUCGUUUACCUGCGACAACCACAAUGGAUGAUCGUUCCAAUUUAAUGGCGGCGAUACGAGACGCUGGCGGAAUAGGCAGAGCAAAAUUAAGGCCCACUGUAUCAGAUGAGAAGAAGGGUGAUCGAUGGUCCUCUGCUUCAGUCGGAGGAGAUUUGAUGGCAGAUCUGCACGCGAAACUGGCACUGAGACGCAAAGGUAUCGCUGGUUCCACGGUAGGCGCUUUAGAGAGAAUGUCAAGCUUAAUACCACCACCUCCAAAACCAAAUGAAGCGUCCACGUCGGAUAGAAAUUCUGCCACCAGUGAAUACGACUCUCAACCCGAUACGGACGAUUGGGAAGAGUGAUUACUGCUAUUACGAUAAUUAGUAAAGCGAUGUGCCAUUGAACAACUAUUGUGUAACAAACAAGGAAAUAUGACAAAUGGCUUAAACUAAUCAUCCGCGCAUAAAGACUCAGGGGAAUUUUUUAUUGGAUAAGUCCAAUGAAGUAGGAGAAUAGAAAAUCGCGUGAUACGCAGAUUUAAUUUAUUUUUUUAUUCAAUAGAUCUGAAAACUGUUAGAUUUUAAAUUCCACUUUUAUCCAAUGUCUACUAUUAAUAUCUUUUUGCAAGAGAAUAAUUUGUACGAAAUCUGAAUAUUAAACAUAUAAUUUUGUUAAUACAAUAGUUUGAGCAAAAUAAUGUUACUAUAUUUGCAGAUGAAUAAAUUACAAAACUUAAGAAUAUUAGGAGAAGUUAUUAUGAAAGAAUAAAUAACAGAAAUAGAAAAUUUUUAUUUUUUACAUACAUUUUUUCCCAGAAAAUUAAUUAUUUACUUACAUUUAUUUUGUUUCUUAUAUAUGUAUAUUGUGUAUGAUCUCUCUUGUACACGGAAAGUCUUGUACAUAAAGUAUAUUACAAAGCU
Molecule: messenger RNA, 3599 nt
Organism: Monomorium pharaonis (pharaoh ant)
Lineage: Eukaryota; Metazoa; Arthropoda; Insecta; Hymenoptera; Formicidae
Product: WASH complex subunit 1
Exons: 4
Coding region: 1539-3041 (500 amino acids)
Biological process (GO): Arp2/3 complex-mediated actin nucleation; retrograde transport, endosome to Golgi; endocytic recycling
Cellular component (GO): recycling endosome; WASH complex; early endosome
Molecular function (GO): alpha-tubulin binding; gamma-tubulin binding; actin binding
Source: RefSeq, a predicted model, not a curated record